AUGCUCUCACCAGCUACAGCAUCCAGCGCCCUCUCUGCGCUGCGCACCGUUUCCCGCCGCUCGGCCAAGGUCGUGGCACCCAGCAGCCGCACCUUUUCCUCGACAGCGACAUCCUCCCUCGUCCAGCCAAUGCCGACAGCGACGCCGAUGCUGGUGCGAUGUGCGAGCGCCAGCAGCUCCGCCCUGACACGGCCGCAGCACCGUGGGCAGAGACGGCCGUAUGCCACCUCGCCGUCCGCCACGUCGUCUCCCAACGAUCCGGCCGAGGAAGAGUCGCAGCGCUUCCUAGAGGAGGGCACCACCCACCUCGAGAGCGGCGACCUCGAAAAGGCAAAGGCGGCGUACAAGCGCAGCCUCGAGAUCAAGCGGAACUCGUCGGCCCUCUUCAACCUCGGCGUGUGCCACUACCACGAUCGCGACCUCGCCGCGGCGAUUGAGGCGUGGAACGAGUCGCUGCGCCUCUCGCCGGAGUCGGCGGAUGCGCACACCAACCUGGCGUCGGCCUACGUGCUGAGCAAGCCGUCGCGGCCCGACCUGGCGGUCGACCACCUCAAGACGGCGGCGACCAUUACGCCCGAUGACCCCGAGAUCCAGUACAACCUGGCUGCGGUGCUCGAGGCGUGCGAGCAGCUCGAGGAGGCGCUGACGGCCUACAAGCGCGCGCUCGACGGCGGCAUCCAGCGGGCCGAGCAAAACAUCCGCAACUGCUCGGCCAAGAUCCUCGGCGCCAAGGUGGCCAUCCAGCAGCAGCAGGAGGCCGAGGAGGAGGAGAGGAAGAGGAAGGAGCGGCACGGGGGCGGAAACUGA
Molecule: messenger RNA, 807 nt
Organism: Pseudozyma flocculosa PF-1
Lineage: Eukaryota; Fungi; Basidiomycota; Ustilaginomycetes; Ustilaginales; Ustilaginaceae
Exons: 2
Coding region: 1-807 (268 amino acids)
Molecular function (GO): protein binding
Source: RefSeq, a predicted model, not a curated record